Messenger RNA from Microstroma glucosiphilum, 2210 nucleotides. RefSeq lists its product as hypothetical. The record is from RefSeq and is a predicted model, not a curated record. The transcript is spliced from 2 exons. NCBI's taxonomy places the organism in Eukaryota, Fungi, Basidiomycota, Exobasidiomycetes, Microstromatales, Microstromataceae. Bases 117 to 2063 code for a protein of 648 amino acids.
ACACUCACCACAACACCCACGUCUUACCUGACCGCCGCCAUCUGCUCGUCUUGUCAAAUCCGCAGCGGGUCACACAGCUCGGCAUGACAGCUAUCAGACAGUCUUGAGACGCUGUCAUGCCUUCCUCGGGGUCAGCUACAUCUACGGUGUACCUCUCGCAAGAUGAAGCACUCCCGGCGGAUGUAGCCUCGUCUGUUUACGCAUACGUCGAUCGACCUUGUCAUGCUCUCACCUUGCGCAACCGCGCUCUGGCCAAGGUGCAAGUCGUCGGAGGCAAUGUCGCACCCUCAAGUCUGCCCGUAUAUCUGCACAAGAGGACUCCCUGCACGUAUGCUACCAUUGCUGGCAUCAUUGUUGGGGUGACAGAGAAGGACAGACGGUGGGACCUGAUGAUCGAUGAUGGCACACAGAUCAUCGACGUCUCCGUUCACAGCAGAUCCAUACCGGACUCGCUCCUCAAGAGUAUCCCGCCUGUGGCGCCUAGCUCGCGUCAGACGCUAGAAUCUUACCAAAGCAUGCCAACUCUUCCGCUGGAGAGUGGAGAUGUCGUCAAAGUCACCGGGAAGAUCUGGAGACGUCAAUGGAGUACACAGCGUGGCAAGACGACCUUCAAGGUAGGCCUGGAUGUCCAAUCGCUCGACAACCUCAAUGAUGACCCAAGCGAAGAAGCGCGUCACAACCUGCGAGCUCAUCAGAUGGAUUCGACAGAGUACGGUCAGGUGUUCGCCAUGCCGAGCGAGUGUCUAUCUGUUGUACGAAUUGUACUGCCCCUGCAGUCGCGUAGCGCUGCCGCCUACUGCCAUCCUAAUGAGGCCCUUCGUAUGGAGCGCAAGUUCGGCGACGACCUGAGAGCCCUGGUUCAGUCAAGACCGGAUUCUACCCAGGACGAAAAUGGACUGUCGCUGUCGGCCAGCUCGGUAGCGAAUCGUCUUCUGGCGCCACGCUCUCGUUACAAUAGACUGAAGCGAGCUUCCAGCGAAGUGCCCUUCUCGGAGAUUCGGCAGUCCUACCCAGGGCAGCGAGAACGGAGGAUCAAGUUGGAAGCGCAGACCGAGGGAGCUUCACGCAUAGUACCGCUGCCUCCUUCUUCCUCGCUUGAAGCACCUCAGCACACUCUACCGCAUCCCAUGCCCGAGCAAACUGCGUCUGCCCCUCGUCAAUGCUCCAGCCUCGCCUCAAGCCAGACAGCAGCUCCCGAAAGCCCGCCACGACGCACCGCCACGCACUUUGGCAAAAGUCGGCAGCUGCGCACCCCUUCCAAAUUACGAGACUCGCAAUGUACAGCAGACCUCUUUCGUCUGCACGUACAGAAGUUCCUCGUCGAUCACAACCGCUUCACUUCCCUUUGCGAGCGCGCUCGUUUAGAAAGCAGGGGGAGAAAGCGCUCCAGCGAGGGGCCCACCUCGCCACUGCCACCGGUCUUUACAAUGCAGUACCUCAUGACUGUCCGCAAUCUCUGGGAGCUAGCCGAUCGAGUGGUAAGCGUCAUGAUCCGCUCACGUGAGAAAGAGAGUGCUCGCAAAGGUCUUCUGCCGACUGCUUCGGGCGAGGCCAAGAGUGAGAAGAUGAGGAGACUAUUUGAGAGGUGUGUCAGGCAAUUGGUCAAUGAGGGGUACAUCGUCAUUGCUGGGGAGGCAGACGCGAUUCCUGCGAGCUCUCUUUUCGAAGCUCGCGCCGAAGCCGCGGAAGAAGAUCUGCCUUCCUCCCUGAGCGUCGAAGUUGCGAAAUGGGAGCGGCACUUCUACCGUCGAGGUAGUCGCAAUGGACCCCCUCCCCAUUUGAUGGCAGGAGCCGCCAGAAACAGCAACGAGGCAGGACCAGAAGGAGCAGGAGGGAGAGGAGAUGGAGGUGACAGCUACCAGCUCCUCACACCUUCACUCCUCAUUGCGCCCCUGAGCACGAUCCUGCGCCGCUCCAUGAGCACGACCUUCUCAACAUCAGCGUCGGCUUUCAUGGGUGAAGAGGAGAUCAGGGCUCUUACGGAUACGCUUCGCCGGAAUGAUGAUCGGUGGAAAUUCGUGGGGUCGGAGAGUGUCAAGGAGGCUUUGAUGGAAAUGCAAUGACGGGUGCGUUGAAUGAGAGGAGGGAAGGAUGGGGUUCAGGUGACGACAAGGAAGAACAAGCAACGUGUAUAAUCGUAGUGCAUGUAGAGAACAAUGCUAUAGACAGGAGCACAUGCUGAAACGACGAGGCAGAUGUGGUAGAUAAGG